Molecule: messenger RNA, 1542 nt
Organism: Suillus plorans
Lineage: Eukaryota; Fungi; Basidiomycota; Agaricomycetes; Boletales; Suillaceae
Product: peptidase S28
Exons: 10
Coding region: 1-1542 (513 amino acids)
Biological process (GO): proteolysis
Molecular function (GO): dipeptidyl-peptidase activity; serine-type exopeptidase activity
Source: RefSeq, a predicted model, not a curated record
AUGUGGGCCCUUGCGUCGCUGCUGCUUGCAGGUCCUGUCCGAGCAGCUAUCCCCAACGCAAUGCUUCGCGGCAUGCCUUCUCUCCCAAAGCUCCCAGUGCCGGAUCGUUUCAUCACUUCGCCGAAUGGCACAGCACUCCCACCCAUUACGACCGUCUAUUACUUUGAUCAGCUCAUCGACCACAAUAAUCCACACCUCGGGACCUUCCAGCAGCGGUACUGGAUGAACUGGGAAUUCUACGAGCCCGGCGGCCCCAUCAUUUUGACGACACCCGGAGAAGGUCCCGGGGAUCGCUCCGAGGCCCUCAUCACCAAUGACACCAUCAACGGUCUCAUCGCUCAACAACAGAAUGGUGCAGUCGUCAACAUCGAACACCGUUUCUUUGGCUAUUCCAAUCCAUACGACAACCUCACGUCACAAUCUCUCGCGCUCCUUACCAUCCAGCAGGCCAUUGAUGAUCUCGAGUAUUUCGCGAAUACUGCUGACCUUCCCAUGCCUGGGGGUGAUGCUGUGAAACCAGGUCAGGCCCCUUGGAUACUGACCGGAGGAAGCUACUCGGGGGCCCUCACAGGUUGGACGAUGGUCAACAAACCAGGACUUUUCUGGGCCGCAUAUGCAUCUUCUGGGGUCGUAGAAGCAAUCACUGACUAUUAUGGGUAUUUCACCCCUGUUCGCGAGCACAUGCCGCAGAACUGUUCCUCUGAUGUAGAGGCAGUGAUCGCCUACCUGGAUUGGUUGUACGUAGCUAACGACACAGCUGGAAUCCAGACCCUCAAGGAGACAUUUGGCCUUGGUGAUGUUGUACACGUAGAUGAUUUCGCCGCUGCAAUUCAAAACAGCUUGUUCGAGUGGCAACAUCUGCAGCCUGAUGUUGGCCCAGGAGCAAUGUUCUUCCAGUUCUGUGAUGCACUCGAGGUCAAGAACGGUGUCAGUGCCGGACCUGAAGGAUGGGGACUCGAACACGCCAUCUACUCUUGGGGAAACUUCUGGAACACCACAUACUACCAAUUUAUCUGUGAAUCCGUGGAUGCUGAAACUUGUUUUGGGACGUAUAACACGAGCCAGCCCCACUGGACCAAUGUUACCGUGAAUAAUCCAAACAGGUCGUGGGCUUGGAUGGUGUGCAAUCAAGUCGGAUGGUACCAGGUUGGCCCUCCCGAGGGCCAGCCCGCAAUUGCGAGUCGUAUCGUCCAACCCAUUUACAACGAGCGCCAAUGCGUGAACAUGUUUCCUCAAGCGUUCACCUAUCCACCUCAGCCGACCACUACACAGACCGACACAAUGUAUGCCGGUUGGAACGUGAAUGUUCCACGUCUCUUCUUCGCCAACGGCCUGCGCGACCCUUGGCGUGAAGCAACUGUCUCUGCUGAUGGACUGAAUAAGCCUAGCAAUCCCAGCAUGCCGAUCUAUGAGAGCGAUGGAUUCCACUGCUCAGAUCUAAUCACGGAGAAUGGUCAUGUAGACCCAACUGUCGCGGCUGUGCAGGAAGCAGGAUUAAGGUACAUGAAGGAGUGGCUUGCUGAGUGGAGGCCGUCCACGUGA